This is a messenger RNA of Microthlaspi erraticum, 303 nucleotides long. NCBI's taxonomy places the organism in Eukaryota, Viridiplantae, Streptophyta, Magnoliopsida, Brassicales, Brassicaceae. The record is from the annotation of a GenBank genome assembly.
AUGGAAGUCGCCAAAGGAAACGUUGAGAGACUUGAAGGAGACAUGGAGAAAGCUUGCGGGUCAAGAAAACUAGAGUUUCAAUGUCUUGAUGGUCAACGUGUAAUGAAGGCAAGAAAAGGGAAUAUCCAAGUGAUGACAAGCCAAGGAGAGAAGAUCAUCAAAGAGGUGUUUCUAGUGCCAGAUUUACUCUUGAAGAGACAGAGGUUACAAGUUCAAGGAAGCAACUUAGAGUUAGACCGAAACUCAAUUAAGGGGGAGUGUUGGAACAUAAUUGAGUUUGUUCUAACACUUGAUCUCUUUUAG